AUGAUCAACACAGUCAUGGAUGAGCUGGUUUCGGUGAUAUAUAAGCGCCAUAGGGUUAUGUGGGCUGAUCUGGAGGCUGUUUGGCCAUGGGCUUGCAAGGUUACCUUCAUGAAGUUUUAUGCUUGUGGGUCUCCUUGUUUCAUGGGAAAGAGGGAGCCUAUUAUCAGUAUUCGUUGGAUCGUCGAUGUGGGGAGUGCCUUUCUCACCGACUUUUGUCCGGCGGAGGCCAAGUUUAGAUUUGCAGCGUGUCUGUUGCUCGAUGAAGCUAGGUUUUGGUGGUGUGAUGUUUUCCUGGGCCUAGAACUGAUGGGUUUUGAGAAUUCUAACACUUCAUAUGUGUACAUGCAAACCUAA
Molecule: messenger RNA, 354 nt
Organism: Lactuca saligna
Lineage: Eukaryota; Viridiplantae; Streptophyta; Magnoliopsida; Asterales; Asteraceae
Source: the annotation of a GenBank genome assembly